AUGGCUUUACCGGCCAAGCUGGGCAAAACCGCUCCUCUGCUCAUACAGGAUGUCCUGCACCAUGACCCAGCGAGCCCUACUCGGCCGCAGUUCAAUAUCCUGAAAGACGUGCCACCUAUCUUCUACGAUAAGUCUACAUACCCGGACUACUCCGACUCGAACGCUUGUGUCCAUCGCUUCAUCACAAAGCCUCACCAGUCAGUGCUCCCGGCGAUCGACAGCCAGCGUGUUGCAGGCGCCAGAUACCAGGUCUCGUCGGUAUGUCAGAAGUGUCGACUUCAUCUCGAGCUUGCAGUUGUCUUCAAGACACAGUUGGCCUGUCGACCAGGGACUGUGCACCACUUUUGCUACUUUCCCAAGGAGUCGGCGGAUAGGCUCAAGACCGUUGCCAGAUCGCCGGGACAAGCUCUAGAGGUAUACGUCUACAGCUGUACGCAAACCCAAUGCUCUGCCACAGUUCACCUGAAGCUUUGGACACCCCUUAUCAAGCCAGAAUGGGUGAGCUUGUUGACGGACGAAGACAUCCUGAAGAAACGAGUAGACGACGCCCUAGCCUUGGAACCACAACGGUUGGAAGGGAUAGGCAGACCAACACCGUUGGUCGUCCUCACGCAUCUCAAGACAUACAUCGACAAUACUUUGCAUGAUGAACAGCGCAAUAGAUCAAUCAAUAUCAUGAACAAGAAGUUCACAGUCUGCUUUGGCACCGGUGGAGAAGCCUGCAAGCAACUAUUUGAAUACCUGGGCUUUAAGUUAGCAGUAUGUCAUUUCAUGACUCGCCUCCGUACUUCUCUUCUUCUUCUCUUUAAUGCAUGA
Messenger RNA from Trichophyton verrucosum HKI 0517, 816 nucleotides. RefSeq lists its product as uncharacterized. NCBI's taxonomy places the organism in Eukaryota, Fungi, Ascomycota, Eurotiomycetes, Onygenales, Arthrodermataceae. The record is from RefSeq and is a predicted model, not a curated record. The coding region runs from base 1 to 816 and encodes 271 amino acids. The transcript has 2 exons.